GGGAAAAACGUGAGUGGGAGACCAAUUUGAGUUCAAAUCCAAGCGAGACACAACAACACGAAGGCUUUUCCCUCGCCAGCUGUUCCGACUCAACACCCCCCCCCCCCCCCCCUCUCUCUCUCUCUCUAUAUAUAUAUAUAUCUAUCUCUAUCUCUAUCUGUGUGUGUGUUUUUUUUUUGCCCUUAUAUUUCUGUUAUGCCCUUAUGGGAAACCCUAAUUGCUCAUCUGAUAUUUGACCAAUUUUGAUACUCUCUGGCAAAAGCUGGACUCUGAUCGCCUUUCUAGUAGUUGACCAAUUUUGAUACUCUCUACCAAAAGCUAGGGGGUCGUGAUUCGGCUGAUCUGGCUCUGGAUCUGGAGGCGCGUUCGAUCUGGAGAAACCGUCGUCGUUUAGCUGGAUCAAAGGACUGAUUUUGUAGCGUCCGGUGUGAUCGUGCCUUAGCGAGUUGGAUCGGUUUUGGGGGCCCAAUGGCGGCGGAAACCCAAGCUCGUAGCCAAGUCUCUGAGGUUUCCAAGGCUGCAAUUGAGGGAGAUAUGCGGGAGGAUCUGGCCAAAAUUAGUGACGGUUGCAAUGGGGGUGAUAAGCUUGUCGACGUCGACGGAGGACAAGGAGCAGAAAAAGAAGCAGCUGAAGCAGAAGGUUCUAAUGUGAAUGGGAGUGGGAACCAGAAGGAUGAUCCGGACGUUUCAUACGUCUUUGUAAGCUGGAGCGACUCUGCAAAGGGUGAUCCUGUUGAAAGGGCCCUCAAUGGGGAGUGCGACCACAAAUUGCACGCCCUUUCUGAAUCAAACAAGGGUUCAGAGGGCCAAGUUGGGGAAUUGAAUGAUGACAAUGGAGAAACUGUGUCGGUGGAGGAUGAAAGCAUUGCUGGGGCUGCGGUUGUUUCUGUUAGUGGUUCACUGGCCAUAUCCAGUUUGGACAGGGAUGAUGUUCUGGUGGAGCAACAAAGUGCGACAGCUGUUAUAGAACCCCAAUGCAUGCCGCUGGAUGGUAAUGCCGAUGGUGAGGAACAAAAGGAUUCAAAUCCUGCUCCUGACCUAGUAAAGGAUCAGGAAUUACCAACUAUGGGUUUAGAGGCUGGUGAUUGCGGAACAUUGGAGCUUGAUGAUGACAAACUCAAAUCUGACGAACAAGCUAAUCUAGAUCCAACUGCAGAGUCAGUGGGGCUUCAGAAAUCUGAAAUUUUGGGGCAGGAGGAUUCCAAGGAACAAAAUGUUUUUGAAUCACGCGAAGGUUUUGGGGGAAGCUCUGAAGCACAAAUUCUGCUUCCAGAAGUUGCUGAAUGUAACCCACCAUUAGUUGAUGGUGUCAAGGUGAACUUGGAUGAACAAACAAAUAUUCAAUUGACUACAGAGCUAGAAGCUAACCAGGAAUCUCAAGUUAUGCUUUCAGAGGCUUCUGGAUGCAGGUUGCCCGAGGUUGAUGUUAGCGAGGUGAAUGCUGAGAAUCAAACAAAGUUGGAGUUACCUCCCGAAGUAAAAGGAAGUUUGGAAUCUCAAAUCACAGAGCUAGAAUCUGCUACCGAGGAUCAAACUAAGUUGCAGUUACCUCCAGAAGUAAAAGAAAGUUUGGACUCUCAAAUCACACAGGCAGAAUCUACUGAAUCUGAGUCCCAUCAGCUUGAUAUUAGACAGGAGAAGCUUGAAGAGGUAGAAAAAACAGAGAUGAGCUUGGUACCUAAAGAAAAUCAGGAAUCUCAAUUGUUUGUUACCAACAGCAUUAUCAAUGGUAUAGAUGAGGGAAGUGAAGUAGCAGAAGUAGCCAAUGAGAUUGGUAAACCUUUUGAAGCAGAACAUGCAAAUGAACAUGUCUCUUAUGGAAGUAUAGACAGUUGCCCUGCUUCUCUUGUUGAAGAUAGGCCUUCACAAGCCAAAGUCCAUAAUGAACUUGUCGAUGAUGGUCAAGGUUCAAUUGAAGUGAGUGUCUCCACUGAGGAUGCUGAAAGCUUGCCUUCAUGUUCCAAAAACAGGAAACCAGAUUCUGAAAUUGGAAACAAACUGGUUGACAGUGCCCUUUCUUAUUCUGCUAAAGAUGCAAAUUUAGAUAUUGAAGUUGAGAAUGACAGCACUAGAGCUGACAGGAUAAUAAGUUGUAAUCAAACAAGCUUAGAAACUGAUAUUAUGCAUUGUUCCAUUGAUCCUGAAGAAAACGUAUCUUCUUUGCUCUGCACUGAUAUUAAUACUGGCUCUGACAUUUCAAAUAAGGUAACAGAUUGUGCUUACGGCCAGCCUGAUGCAGUUGAUGGUUCAAAUCUGGAAGAUAAUACUACUGAUUCAAUUCAACAUGGAGGUGGUUCUGAUCUGAACUCAGAGAAUGAAGUUGAUCACUCUUCUUCCACUAGUGGAAGAGUUUCAUCUUACGAUGCUGCUGCUGUGUCUCAAUCUAAUGUUCUGGAUGAGCCUGUAGUCAAUGAUGUGACUGCUCUAAACAGCGUCCCUGAGGCAGUGAAUGUCCAACAUAUGGGAGAUCAAGUCAAUGGUAUGGAUGGGGAUGAUCACAGCAAUCUUACAUGUCAAAAGACUGAGAACACUGGACAGAGUUACAAGGAUGAGAUCUUAGCAUCUUCACCCGAAGUGUCUACUACUGAUGCUAUGGGAGAUCAAGUCAGUGGUGUGGAUGGAGAUGAUCAUGGCAAUCAUACAUGCCAAAAGACUGAGAACUUUGGUCAGGGUUACAAGGAUGGGAUCUUAGCACCUUCACCCAAAGUGCCUACUGCUGAUGCUACGGGAGAUCAAGUCAAUGAUGUGGAUGGAGAUGAUCAUGGCAAUUACAAGGAUGAGUUCUUAGCACCUUCACCCGAAGUGUCUACUGCUGAUGCUAUGGGUGAUCAAGUCAAUGGUGUGGAUGGAGAUGGUCAUGGAAAUCUUACAGGUCAAAAGACAGACAACUCUGGACAGGGCUACAAGGAUGAGAUCUUAGCACCUUCACCUGAAGUGUCCACUGCUGAUGCUAGGGGAGAUCAAGUCAACGGUGUGGAUGGAGUUGAUCAUGGCAAUCUUACAUGUCAAAAAACUGAGAACCCUGGACAGGGUUACAAGGAUGAGAUCUUAACACCUUCACCCAAAGUGCCUACUGCUGAUGCUAUGGGAGAUCAAGUCAAUGGUGUGGAUGGAGAUGAUCAUGGCAAUCUUACAUGUCAAAAGACUGAGAAAUCUGGAGAUGGUACCAAGGAUGAGAUCUUAGCACCUCCUCCCAAUGUGUCUACCGCUGAUGCUAUGGGAGAUCAAGUCAAUGUUGUGGAUGGAGAUGAUUGUGGCAAUCGUACAGUUCAGCAGACUGAGAUCACUGGACAGGGUUGCAAGGAUGAGAUCUUAACACCUUCACCUGAAGUGUCUACUGCUGAUGCUAUGGAUGACAGUGUGGGUAUUGGAUCUCUGAAAAAGCCUUUCCCCUUCUUGAUUAAGAUUCCAAGAUAUGAUGAUGAAAACCUUAGAGAACAAAUCAGACAAGCUCAGAUGCAAGUUGAUGAGAAGACCCGACAAAGGGAUGCAAUUGGAGCUGAUGUCCAAAUGAUUAGGGCCGGUUGUCAGAAACUUCAUAGCAGUCUUGGAGCUGCCAAAUUAGAAGAGAGAGCUGCACGAGGUUUAGUAAGGUUGAAACGUCAGGAAAUAGAUUCUGUUCAAUCUGUGAUUAACAGGGUGAAGAAUGCUAUGUCUGUUGAGGAUAUUGAUACCAGGAUACACAGUAUGGAACACAUGAUACAACAUGAAACACUGCCUCUUAAAGAAGAAAAACAGUUCAUACGCGAAAUCAAGCAACUGAAACAUCUUCGUGAGGAGCUUUCAUCUAAUAUGGGCAGCCAAGAUGAAGUCCAGCAGGCUUUAAACCAGAGAGACCACAUUGAAGAGCGGAUGAAGAUUUUGAAGAAGGAGUUAGAUUUGCUCAAGGACAAAGUUUCAAAAGCUGAAGCAAUCGCUUUGGCCGCAGGGAAAAAGUACAGUGAUGAAACUAAACAUCUAAAGGAAUUGCAUGGUCAGUUUAGAACAGCAGAUGAUAUUCGCCAAAAAGCAUACGCACAUUUGCAGAACCUGAGGAGACAAUUAUAUGAAAAGAACACAAGGUUCCGGAUGUGCAAGGAUGACACAGCGGCAGCUAAUGAUUAUGCAUUAAGUGGGAAAAAAGAGGAACUGUACCGUCAUUGUGUUAACCAGGUAGAGGCAAUCAUGGAGUUAUGGAACAAGAACGAUGAGUUCCGGAAAGAAUACAUUAGAUGCAACACAAAGAGUACAUUAAGGAGAUUGAGGACAUUGGAUGGUCGUGCACUUGGCCCUAAUGAGGAGCCAAUUGUACUGCCCAAUGUUGUGGAUGAAAAAGUUGAUCGCUCCAGUUCAAUCUCUGGCAAUGUUGACUCUGACUUUCCAGUUUUGCCUGCGGGACAAGAAAAGCAAGCUUCAGCUAUGGAAAGUGAAGAAACAGAUUCUAAACCUGUGGCAACGGUUACAAAGCAAAUGGAUAAGACGGCAAAAGCUACACAACCUGGGAAACCUACCUUGAGGAAUGGCUUGGCAACUGAUUCUGGCAGGGAUGAGUCUGAAGAGAUGCCAGAGGAAGAGCACAAGAAAACAAAGGAGGAGCAAGAGUUGGCCCGGAAAGAAGAGGAAUUGAGGAAGGAAGAGGCAGCGGCCAAGUUGAAAGAGCAACGCCGUCUGGAGGAAAAGGUGAAAGCCAUGGAGGCACUAGAGAGAAAAAGGAAAAAUGCUGAGAAGGCCCUGAUAAGGGCUGAGAUGCGAGCACAGAAGGAAGCUGAACAAAAAGAGAAGGAGAGACAGAAGAGGGCAAAGAAGAAGGAGAAAAGGAAAGGAACUCCAACAGAGACUCUUGAAAGUGGUAAAGAUGAAGGAGAAACUGCCUUGAAGUCGGAAUCCGCAGAUGCAGCAGCUACCAAGGAGCUAGAGGCUGAGGAGAAUAAUAACAGUACAACAACAAAAAGGCAUCAAAAAUCAUUCCAAUACUCAAAGCAGAUCAAGACAAAAUCUAUUCCUCCGCCUCUUCGCAACAGGGGUAAAAGGAAGAUGCAGCAAUGGAUUUGGAUCGGUUUUACGGUGCUGCUCGUCAUUCUGCUGUUCUUGUUGGUUAACGUUGGGUUCUAUUCCAAUCUUGGGCGUAACCUUCGGAUGCGGGGCUCUGGAUUCUGAAUGCCUUUUGCCAAUUGACUGACUGCAAUCAACUGAGGAUCACAAAUCAUUUCGCAGAUAAUUAGGCAAUUCGUUUUGCUCUCUUCUCAGUGGGUACUUGGGAUUUGUUUUGUUUUGUUUUUUAGUCCUUCGGUUUGCUUUCAGUGAUUAUAAUUGUUUGUUUUUUUAAUAUAUAUAUAUAUAUAUUUUUUUUUUUGACAUAGCUUUUGAUAGAUUGGUUCUCUCUCAUAUGCUAUAUGAACGAACUAGAAAGAA
Messenger RNA from Diospyros lotus (date-plum), 5391 nucleotides. RefSeq lists its product as uncharacterized. The coding region runs from base 469 to 5136 and encodes 1555 amino acids. NCBI's taxonomy places the organism in Eukaryota, Viridiplantae, Streptophyta, Magnoliopsida, Ericales, Ebenaceae. The record is from RefSeq and is a predicted model, not a curated record. The transcript has 8 exons.